Molecule: messenger RNA, 390 nt
Organism: Purpureocillium lilacinum
Lineage: Eukaryota; Fungi; Ascomycota; Sordariomycetes; Hypocreales; Ophiocordycipitaceae
Source: RefSeq, a predicted model, not a curated record
AUGCGAUCCUUGACACCCUGUGCCUGUCGGAGCAACGGAUCACAGCAUCUGCAGCUGGAAGCAGACUGGGGCAGGAGAGCAUGGAUGGGGGGACCCCGGCGCCGUGGUUGGCAGUCGGGACUGACGCCUCGCAGGCGCCCGCUGGAGCAGGGUGCAUUGACGUGCGAGGGCCACGGCCAAGGGGCGGAGGCGUCCGGGUCAGGGGAUAUGCGCUGCUGCCUCACAUGCCAGAGGCAGCAAAGCACGGGCGCAGCAUGUGGCCGUGUGCGAAUGGCCCACGAUCACCGCCAGGACUGGGCAGCGAUGCAACCGCGGGAUCCAGACGGACCUGCACAGAGGCAUGCACGAGCAUGCGCAUGUGGGCGUCGCUGUAUGUAUCUGGGUGCAUGA